Molecule: messenger RNA, 2023 nt
Organism: Aedes aegypti (yellow fever mosquito)
Lineage: Eukaryota; Metazoa; Arthropoda; Insecta; Diptera; Culicidae
Product: O-acyltransferase like protein-like
Exons: 12
Coding region: 84-1940 (618 amino acids)
Molecular function (GO): acyltransferase activity, transferring groups other than amino-acyl groups
Source: RefSeq, a predicted model, not a curated record
AGUCGGUGGUGAGCUUUUCUAACAGCAGCAUGUGUGAACUGUGCGGGCAAUAGUGGUGUACCUAGAUAGUUUUAGGUAUUAAAAUGAAUUUACACUACAUUAUUGCCAUCGUGAUCGCGAUGGGCGUUAAAAUUUCCGUCACCGAUUCUUUUUCUACAGAAGUGAAACAGCAGGACGAGCCAUGGAAAAUGCAGCCUCAGCUAUAUGACUACGAUGAUUUCGAUGAUUGCCGACGCAGAAACCCGAGUUUUCGUUACAAUGUCGUCAAAGCACAUAUUGUUCAGAAUACAAGUUCAGUAAUGUGGCAACGUAUCACACAACAUUCUAACGAUCCCCGCCACUAUCAGCGAAACGCUUUGGAAAUCGGCAUUUGUCUAGAUCGGUGCAAAUGGGCUACUAAUGUAGAAAUGAGUAUUGAACAGCAAGCCGGAAUAUGUGCCGCCGAUCGAGUAUGGACAAACUACCAGUUGAAAUCUAUCCCGGAAACCUUAGUCAGUAUUUCUGCAGACGAUUACGAUCGACCAGUUGGAACUUUGGAAAUGAUCUUCUGUUUGACGGUUUUGUCUAUAGUAUUGUUAAUAGUUACUUGCACUAUUAUUGACUUUCAAGGCAUUUAUACAGAAUCUUUGGUAGUCAAAGCAUUCUCCUUAUCGGGGAAUUUAAAAAAGCUUGGAUCACUCAACUCUAGAUCCAGACAGGAUCUCCUAUUCCUGGACGGUAUUCGUGUGCUGACCAUGCUAACAAUCGUAUUAUGUCACGCAUCCAUUCCGAUGAUCCGAAUGCCCCUGAAAAAUCCAGAGAAAAUGGAACAACAGUUCAGCAUGUUUUGGUUCCCGAUUGCCAUGGCAGGCAACACCUAUUUGGUGCAGAUAUUUUUCGUCAUCGGUGGAGUGGUACUGGCGGUUAAUUUCAUGGAUCAUAUUAAAACACAUCCCCAGUUUAAAAUGUGGUAUUUGAUGGAUAGGAUUUUGAACCGAUUAGUUCGAAUUCUGCCAGUUUAUUCCUUUGUUAUCCUUUUUCAAGUUUCUUGGUACAAUAGACUUAAAAAUGGUCCUAUUGCAGAGAGGUAUCAAGACCACUGUAUGGAGAAUUGGUGGACGAAUUUACUGUUUGUCAAUAAUUACAUUGAAGCGAACAAACCGUGCUUGCAGUUCACUUGGUAUCUUGGAGCUGAUUUUCAAUUAUUUCUAGUAGGGACGAUAAUACUGAUGUUCAUUUGGAGAUUCCCGAAAUUUAUUAAUGCAUCGAUUUGCUUCAUGGUAAUCUUUGCAUUAGUAGUUCCGGCUGCUGUGAUUUAUUUCAACAAUUUAGACGCAACCGUUAUGAUGAUCGUUCGAUACGUGAUUGAUGAAAUCCGAAAUCUCGACUAUUACCUAAAAGUGUAUGUCACAUUUGAAAGUAAUGCAGGAAAUUACUUUUUCGGUGUGGUUACAGGGAUUGUGUAUCACCAUUUUGUCGAACAUGGUAAAACAUUGGAGGACAUACAGCAUUUCAGUGCCAUGUUCCUGUCGGCAGUCGCAUUCUUCGUUACAUUGAACACCUUGACGAUGUGUCUCCCACUUGACCACCCCGCAGAACCAUCGCUAAUUCUCGCUCUUUAUGGAUCUCUUUUGAAGGCAUCUUGGGGCUUUUUGGCAUGCUUCCUGACAUUAUAUCUCACGUUCCGGCCUCGCAAUAUUUUGGCAACGAUUCUACAGCAUCCAAUAAUGCUGGUCGCAUCCAAACUAUCCUACUGCGUAUACGUCGUCCAAUACACAGUAGUUUACGCGAUCUACCGCAAUAUCACCUUCCCGCUAAUGAGCAGCGUCUUCACCAUGAUACUAUUAACAUCCUCAAUAUUGUUCGUCACACUUAUCAUGGGCUUGCUGCUUCAUGUUUGCAUUGAAAUGCCUGUUAUGACUUUAUGCAAACCCCUUCUUGCACUGAAACGUUCAAACUAAGGGCAACAGAUACAAUGUACAAACAAUGAUUUGACCGAUGGAAGGAGUCUUUACCGAUCAUAAGGGCAAAUGUGUAUUCAAAU